This is a messenger RNA of Ambispora leptoticha, 981 nucleotides long. NCBI's taxonomy places the organism in Eukaryota, Fungi, Glomeromycota, Glomeromycetes, Archaeosporales, Ambisporaceae. The record is from the annotation of a GenBank genome assembly.
AUGUCUCGUCUUCAGUCUUCUACUUUCUUUUCUAAAUUAAUUCACUUAAAUGCCAACACUAAAAAUGUAAUAAGGAAAUGGAAAUGUGAUUCGUAUUCAUCAUUACUAGGAGAAAAGUUUAUUGGAACUUAUAACAAGGAUUCAAGUCGACCGCAUAGAUUGUUACCUAUAUUCAAAGAACUACCGACAGAAAACUUGGUGCCUCCGGUAAUACCGGAACAAAAAUGGACACCAAAUUCUAUUCGUCUGGGUGUUCUUGCGCGUAAAAAAGGCAUGACUGCUCUAUGGGAUGAGUGGGGCGUUCGAAUACCCGUAACCGUUUUUCAGUUAGAAAAUUGUCAAGUAACUCAAGUAGUAUCGCAUGGACCAAAUGCUCGGCGCAAAAAUAUAGUUGAUAUACAAAUUGGAUGCACAGAUCGCAGACGUCCCGAAAGAUACAUGACCAGAGCUUUGAUUGGUCAUUUCCGAAAAGUUGGUUUGGCUCCCAAAAAAUACGUGGAGCUGUUUCAUGUUACGCCUGAUGCAGCAUUGCCUGUUGAAUUAAAGGCUGCACAUUUUGUGCCAGGACAAUUUGUGGAUGUUCAAGGAACAACGCAAGUUUACCGGCGUCACAUGGUACUUCGCUCGCCCACCGUUCCGCUGGUUCAACGGGUCAAAGAACGGUUUGAUCCCGGAAAAGUUUUUAAAGGAAAAAAGAUGGCCGGGCGGAUGGGCGGAAAAAAACACACCUCACAUAAUCUCCGAGUUAUAAAAAUUGAUAAUGCACUCAACUGUUUAUACAUUAAAGGUGCUGUAGCAGGAUACGCGGGCGAGAUUGUACGGAUCAAAGACGCCAUACGAAAACAUGGUACUUUGGCAUUUCCAAAAGACGCGUUACCGCCACCUUUCCCCACUAUUCAUCCAAAGGUAUUAGAAAGUAUGCCCAGAGAGUUGGGAGCAAAGACAGGAGGAACUGAUCCUUUUUUGAUCAAGGAAUCUUAA